CAAAAAAAAAUUUUCAAUCAGUACAGAAAAAUUCAGCUAUCGUUCAAGACGUUCUCCCUGACAAAGAAAUGGCAGCGCGUCGCUUUUAUGAAAAUAAAUUAACAAAUUUUCAUAAAAAUCACAUCAAAUUGUUUGCUGUUUUUAUGAAAACGGCAAAUCUAUUGCAAAAUGCCAAUGUCCUGAAACGGUCGCUCUAA
This is a messenger RNA of Musca domestica (house fly), 197 nucleotides long. RefSeq lists its product as uncharacterized. NCBI's taxonomy places the organism in Eukaryota, Metazoa, Arthropoda, Insecta, Diptera, Muscidae. Bases 69 to 197 code for a protein of 42 amino acids. The record is from RefSeq and is a predicted model, not a curated record. The transcript has a single exon.